AUGGCAAGUGGUGGCAUAUUAAGAAAUGAAGUCAUCUGGAAUAGCACUGCUAAUCUGACUGGAAAACCUGGACACAAUAUAGCCCUGGAUCUUGUGAAUGAAUUCCUGAAUAAUGAAUUCAAAUCAAACCUGAAGAAUUGUCAUGGGCAAUACACAGAUGCGCAGGUGUCAAGAUGCAGCCAUCAAGUAGGGAGUGUUGGCAAGUCUAUUGAAGACAUUUUCCAAUCUGAUAUAAUUCAGGAUUAUAUCCCCAAGGCAACGACAACAGAUGGUUCCUCUAAACCUAAAAUUAAGAAAUUUAUUGAUGAAUACAGUGGAGAGAAUUUGUUUGAAGAUGUUGGUGAAAGACAUCACACAGGAUUUGAAAAUUUUGAGCACAAAAUAGGGGUGAACAAUCCAGAAAAGUUAAAAGCGAGGAUGCAAAAAUAUGGUAAAAGUUUGGAAAAUGAGGAAUACAUAUUCAAAAACAUAUAAUUUUGAGAUCAAACACAGUCAAUAUGCA
Ostrea edulis (European flat oyster) is the source of this 502-nucleotide messenger RNA. RefSeq lists its product as uncharacterized. NCBI's taxonomy places the organism in Eukaryota, Metazoa, Mollusca, Bivalvia, Ostreida, Ostreidae. The record is from RefSeq and is a predicted model, not a curated record. The transcript has 3 exons. The coding region runs from base 1 to 474 and encodes 157 amino acids.